AGUUUUAUACUUGACUAGUGCUUCUACAGAAGCACGUUGUCGCAAAACACAGUUUACAUAUGUUGCCGAGGGUAGGGCACUAGCCAAUCACAGCAUUCGUACUAUCCGACCUAUCACGGACACCGAUACGUGCAUGUCGAAGUGUUUCCUGGAGUCACGUUGUUUCACUAUCAACAUUUGUAAAAACUCAGAUAAUUCGUUAUCCUGCGACUUGCUGGACUCAGACCAUGUUAAAAAUAAGGAGGAAAUUGUAAUGAGGCAAGACUGCACGUAUUAUGGCUCAGAGAGUUCAUGUUCAAGUUCGCCAUGUGUAAAGAAUGCAACUUGCGAGGGGGACUUUAAAGACGAUCCCUUCCCGUAUAGAUGUGUAUGUCCCGCGGGAUUUACUGGUCAAGCUUGCCAAAUUGACAUAGACGAGUGCAUGUCACAAGGAGCUUGUCACGUGGAUGCASAGUGUACUAACACUAUAGGCGGAUUUAAUUGUUCGUGCAAAGGAGGCUUUGUUGGUAACGGAAAAAUCUGUCAUGCUCUUCGAUCAUGCAAAGACAUCAAUGACCUUGGCCUGUCAAGUGGAGACGGAGAAUAUUUUAUCUAUCCUGGUGGUCAGCCGUUAAAUGUUUACUGUGAUAUGACAACUGACUCAGGGGGCUGGACACUAAUCAAACAAGCAAAGUUAAACUCAACAAACCCACAUCAAUACGGACGCUUUAUCUCUAACGAAUAUCAAGCAAUUUCAAACUCAAGAGACAUCAGACAAAUGAUUGAAACUACAGCCCUACAACAGUUAAGAUUGCCGAUGGGUUUCCAUCAAAUACGCUUUCGAUGCAACAAGUACAGCACCGGACGAACCUUCCAUAUCAUGACUAAUAACGACACCGCUGGCCACAAAGUAUUGGAUCAUUUCCUUAUUACAGCAACGUGGCCGACUGCUUGUGGCUCUUUCGUGAGACUUCCCGACGACACUUCGAUUCUCUCUCGCAACUGCGAUAAAUGGGGUAGCAACAAUAUUGGAGUUAAUCGUUGGGGAAGGGAAGGAUAUCACGGUGCUUUCAGGAUUUACAAUUCACCUAUAUUUUGGGAAAACAAGCAUGAAGUCAGAUUUGAUUCUCUGCACCCUUACCACUGUGAUGAUAUCAUUGAUACUGUGAGUGUUGGGGAUAUCUGGGAACUUUACUUCCGUUAGAAUCAAUUGUCUAGUACAGUGAGAUAACUUGUUGUUUGUGUUUGUUAAUUAACUUUCAGGGAACAGAGAUGUUUUAGCUUCGUUUAUGAUCAAUAGUCUCCUUCACGGUUACGUGCGCCAUCUUG
This is a messenger RNA of Exaiptasia diaphana, 1308 nucleotides long. Its product is annotated as sushi, von Willebrand factor type A, EGF and pentraxin domain-containing protein 1. Gene Ontology annotation, molecular function: oligosaccharide binding; calcium ion binding. Bases 134 to 1183 code for a protein of 349 amino acids. The record is from RefSeq and is a predicted model, not a curated record. Lineage: Eukaryota; Metazoa; Cnidaria; Anthozoa; Actiniaria; Aiptasiidae. The transcript is spliced from 5 exons.